Molecule: messenger RNA, 4343 nt
Organism: Xyrichtys novacula (pearly razorfish)
Lineage: Eukaryota; Metazoa; Chordata; Actinopteri; Labriformes; Labridae
Source: the annotation of a GenBank genome assembly
AUGGACAACGCCACAACACUGACAUUCAGAAUGACAGCAUAUGCUGUGAUGGAAAACUACAAGCAUUUGCUGUUUGUCGUGUUCCUCCUGCUCUAUCUCCUCAUUAUUACUCUGAAUUCAGUUCUCAUCACUGUCAUACACCAAAACAAAGUGUUGCAUCAACCUAUGAAUGUGUUCACAUGUGUGUUAUCUGUCAAUGAAAUGUACGGCAGCACUGCUCUCUUACCUGCAGUCAUGGCUGUGCUGCUGUCUGACACACAUGAAGUCAGUGUAAAGUGGUGUUUGGCUCAGGUCUACUUUCUGCACUCAUACGCAUGUGCUGAGUUCUUCAUAUUAGCUGUCAUGGGAUAUGAUCGAUAUAUUGCCAUCUGUUACCCUCUACAUUACCACAGUAUCAUGUCUAAUUCAAAGUUAGGUAAGCUUGUCGCAUUAGCCACUCUCUACCCGCUCAUCCUGUUUGCCUGUUAUUACUCUCUGACUCUGCAGCUCAGCUUUUGUAGAAGAAUCAUACCAAAGUUGUACUGUGUGAACUUCGAACUGGUCAAAAACUCAUGUUCAAGCGUGCCGUACGUAAAUGUAGUUGGGCUUGUGCUUAUUAUUGCUUUUAUUGUGCCUCAGGUGGGGAUGAUUGUUGUCUCCUACAUACAAAUUGCAAGAGUGUGCAGGAAAUUAUUAAGACAAUCUCAAGGCAGUGCUCUUAAAACAUGCAUCCCUCAUUUAUUAUCUUUGCUGAACUACACUAUCGGUUCUUUAUUUGAAAUUGUCCAAACUAGAUUUAAUAUGAAUCAUGUAGCUGCAGAGACACGGAUCUUCCUCUCUUUGUAUUUUAUUAUCAUACCAUCAGUUUUCAACCCAGUGAUGUAUGGACUGGGGACUCAGUUGGUGAAGGAUCAUAUUGUACAACUGUUUAUUAGACACAAGAUCCUGCCUGCAAAGUUAACAAAGGCACCGACUGUAGCUUAAAAACAGACUAACCUUUUUCAAAAAAGCAUGGAAAUAUAAUUUUAAGUGUCUUAUUUGCUAAAUUAGAGGCAGACAUUCUUUUAACUCUUUAUAUAUGUAAAAAAAUAUAUGUAUAAAUAUAUAUUAUAUUCGGUUAGUUAUGAAACUUAACAUAUCUAUGUUGCAUUCCUGCAGCUUUCCUCGCAUUGUUUCCCUUUUAUUCCUUCUAAAUGGUGCUUACCAAAUAUGCAACUUCAAUAAUGUCAUAAUUCAGUGUGUUUCAUGUUUGGAAAAGAAAAGUAAACUUGCAUAAUGCAAUCAAAUAUAAUAUGCUUUUAGCCACUUCUUAAAGCUAAGAUAUUGUCACUUUUAGAUUCAAGCAUCUAAGAUUUGAAAUAUGAAAUAUCUUCCUGUCUGCCUUCUGGAUAUCUGCUAGGUAUUUUUGUGUGUCAUAGUUGUUAUUGACUGAAUUCUGUUAAAAGUGUUACAUCUAUAAUAAGAGAUAUAGUUUUGCUUUAAAUGCCAAAUGAUUAAUAUUUAAUAGAGAAAACCUUCCUGAUAAUGUAACGCCUGCAUGUAAAGACUUAUAGUGAGAGACUUGGUUGAAAAAAUUUGAUGCAAAUGUUGAUCUCAAAUAGUAAUUAAACUCUGGUGUACAUAGUCAUGCAGCAAAACUGUCAGAAGUUUAUAUUGAUCCUCUCCUACACUCUCUACAGACAUCAAGGUUUAAAGUUAUGAUUUCUAGGCCUUCAGGAGCCUUGAAUAGAAACAGAAUUGAAAAAUUUAUAUUAGACAAGGACUAUAUAAUUUAAUACAAAAAAUAGGAAUCUACAGAACAUCCCAUAUCCUCUGAAUUUUAAGCUGAAGUUACUUUUUUUCCUGCAGUUUGCUGCUAUGUAAAAGUUUCAUCCACACUAUGACCACUAUGACCUCCGUUUCACUGCAGCAAAGAUCUAACUUUGUGACCACAGGCCUUGUACCUUUUUAUGAUGUAAUCAUGCUUCAGUAAUAAAAGUCCCUGAGCUGUGUUGAGUGUCAUAAGCAGUGAUUUGGAUUAUAUUAUAUUCAAAGUGUGAAAACACCUGCCAUCCAGCAUCAUGAUCCAGAUGGUUAAACACAGACUCAUGUAUUGUUGGUACUGAAUCUUUUUUUACUUGACAAACUAAAGUCAUUUGCCCUCUUUGCAGCAGACGCAACCAUCAUAUCAGAUCAAUAAAAAAGGUGAAUCUUAUACACAUUUUCUAACUUUUUUAUCUUGCAAAACAAAAGAGCAAUAAAUAGUGUAAAGUCAAAACAGGCCCAUACAAGGUGUCAGACAGAGUUUUAACAAAUCGGUGACCCUGCUCUUGACAGGAUACUGUUGUGUUUGAUGGUUUGAAUAGUACAUGGCUCUGCCUUUCAGGUAAAUAUUUGCAUUUUGUUCAUUUUUAUAAUGCUAAUAAAUCAAAUUUGCUACUCCAGUUUGCUGGAGGUUGUGUGACUGAUCAUGACAGUAAAUACAUUAUGAACAAUACACUUUAAAAUAGAGUCUGUAAAACAAUUAUAAUGUACAUUAUAGUGUAUAAACUAACAAGAUCAACUCACAAAUUGGUUAAAUGGCAAAAAUGUUGUAACACACCUUAGCUGCAUUUCUCAAACGAACCAGAGCACUGAUGUGGGCAUUUAAAGGUACAGAAAAUAUGACAUCAAACCCAAAUUAAUGGUUUUUAGAAGAAGAAAAAAAUACACAUGAUUUACUAGUUUACUGAAACAACAACUUAUGAGGCUAAGAAAUGAAGUCCAAAGUGUUUUUUCUCCAUCAAAAUGGCCAACUUUAGAGCAGCCUGUUCACAUAGUUGUUUCUGUGUCUGUUUUGAAGUCAUUUAAUUAUAAUCAGGAAGGUAAGAUACGUUAGGUUAGCUAAGUUGUAGAAUUAAAUGAGUGCUUUUUCUCCAACUUGUAAUUAAUUAAAGAUAACUAACAACUUGGAUUUGUUUACAUGAUUCGUCCUUCAUUUCUGUCAACCCUGUCUCUUGCAUGGGCAGAUGUCUUAAUUAUGACUAAAACCGAAUCUACAAAAGAAAAAGAUAAAUCCUCAUAAAGGCCAGCUGAAAACACAAGAUUGAAUCCUUUCUAUAUCACAACAUGCACUGUAAAAUUACUGUAAUACUCCCAAGAAAUCAGGAACUCUCUCUUGCAAGAGAAUAUUUUCAGGGGGGUUAAAUUCCCCCAUUCCCAAUUUUUUGUGGGUUUUAGGCAGAUACUAAAAACUCAUGCCCCAUGACCCAUCCCAAAUGUGAUUGGACAUGUAGGGAAAGACGUAAUGUAAUUACAGAAGAGAAGAAAUGUUCAGUGUAUAAAAGUAGAGAUGAGUGCAGGAUGGGAGGGGGGAUGCAUCCACAGAGGUAAACACACGAAGCUGAUCAAUGUACUGUGUAUUUUAAAUCAAAGCCCUUCUCUUUUUUAAACAAAUUGGUGUGAGCAUGAGGAAUUUCUCUGAAGUGACAGCUUUUAAUCUGUCUGCUUACUAUGGGAUGGAUGACCUGAGGCAUAUGUACUUCUGCGUAUUCCUCAUGAUAUACUUAACCAUUAUUGUUGAAAAUGUAGUUUUGAUUGGAGUGGUUUAUCAUGAAAAGACUUUGCAUGAGCCGAUGUAUAUUUUGCUGUGUAACUUGGCAGUGAACGGUCUGUAUGGGAGCACAGCUUUACUGCCAGCAUUACUCAGCAACCUGCUGUCACACUCAUAUGAGAUCUCUUUACCGCUUUGUCAGACACAGAUCUUUGCUGUCCACACAUAUGCCAUUACUGAAUUCACAAUUCUUGCAGCAAUGAGUUAUGACAGAUAUGUGGCUAUUUGUUAUCCGCUGCUUUAUCACACCAUCAUGUCACAGAGGGUUGUUAAACUGAUUGUUUUCACCUGGCUUUAUCCAUUUCUAGCAUUCCUGAUUGUUCUAGCUUUCACUGUUCAGCUGAGGUUUUGUGAAAGAACAAUAGAAAAGGUUUACUGCAUGAACUACUUGUUAGUAAAACUUGCCUGUACUGACACAUCUAUUGUCAAUAUAGUUGGUCUGCUCUCGGUUGUUGUAUACACAAUUCCACAGCUUGUUAUGAUUUUUUAUUCAUAUGUGCACAUCCUGAGGAUAUGUGUGGUAUCAUUCAGCAAAUCCAAACUCAAAGCCCUGCGAACCUGCACGCCCCACCUGCUAUCAAUAGUCAACUACUCAAUUGGAUGCUUUCUUGAAAUUGCGCAAAGUCGAUUUAACAUUCGCAACUUGCCUUACCAAACCAAGCUGUUUCUAUCCGUGUACUUUUUGAUUUUUCCACCCAUUCUUAACCCAGCUAUUUAUGGAUUAAGUAUUCAACAUAUAAGGGUGCGACUGUUCAGACUUUUCAGUAAAAAAAGCAGACAAGAGUUAAAGUAG